AUAACGCGUUUGCACACGUACGAUUCUUCAUUUUCAGACCCAAGCGCAGUCGCUAUGCCAUCCAGGACCAAGACCCUGCACUUCCUGUCCAGUGCGCUGGUCACCUGCAUAUCGGUGGGGAUCUUGGGCUUCGCCAUGUCCACGGCGUGGGCCACCAAGAGCAUGAAGUGCGCCCGAGACGGGAGCGGCAUCUUCAACGGCUCGGCCGCAGUCACGCUGGAGCUCUUCAACGGCAGAUUCGAACAGGAGCUUUGUCCCCUUUUUGGACCACCUGUUGACUUCCAAGUGUUCCCCAAGUUGACGGAGACCAAAGGCGUCCCGCUGGUCCUGCACGCCGUGACAUUGUGCCUGCUGGUGUUGUGUCUGCUGUGCUCGGCCGUCAGCAUCCUCAUCUCGCUGUACAACAGCGUCAGCAACCCCUACGAGACGUACAUGGGGCCCAUCGGGAUCUACGCUAGCAGCGCCAUCAGCGCGUGCUUGUCCGUCUUGGCGCUGGUCGUCUUCGUGGUCAACUUCAGCGUGACCACGGUGGCGGAGGACUUGGUGAGGACCUUCUCCGGGAACGUCUCCAUAUACCUGAAGAUCGUGUCCUCCGAGAUGCUGCUGGGCUACUACCUGCUCAUCCCGUACGCGGCGCUCUCGCUGCUCGCCAUCGGCCUCAUCUACAUGUACGACCACGCCGCGUACACGCAGCGGCGUGAACAGCAGCGGCCCACCGAGGACGCCCCCAAGGAGAUCAUGAUGUACUAGGACCCUCCCGAAUCGAGGGGACGGCGAUUAACUUAUUUUCGCGGGAAUGAACUGUAAAUAGCGAAUGUGAAUUUGUAAUGAGAAUGUACGUGGGGGGAUAAAAUGUUGUUAUUAUUCAUUUAGCUAGCCUAUCAAUGUGCUAACGAUGCUAACGCAAGAUAGCAACCAGGCAGAUAAGAAUUUCACGCGAGUCCUUGUCGUCAGUUACUAUUUGAAAUAGAUAUGAAAAUAUGACCAAAAAAAUAACAAACAAACAAAGAAACGAACAAAGGAGAUGGGCCAAAGAUUCAAAGCAACGAUUUUUCUCAUCCCAGCUGCUGGUGCUGACAUGGCAUCGGGGAGCUCAAGUGUCCUGUGUCCCAUCACUCACCUGGGUCACCUGGACCCUGUUUGGACACGUCCAUCUUUACGUUGCUCUCGUAACGCCGGCUAACUGCCUUCAAAGAGCCUCUCGCACUUCAAGGCAGCUGCGGAGGGACCUUGCAAUUUGCUUUUUUUUUUGGGGGUGAAUAUGGAUUAUGUUUCGGAGAAUGUGCACUGGGCCGAGAGGAAACGGGAAGCGGGCCCCCGUUUGAUCUGCCGAUGUGGCAAUUAGUCAUCUGUUCGCAUGCCACCUUUUUUUUUUAAGGUAGGAUCAAUGG
Hippocampus zosterae (dwarf seahorse) is the source of this 1391-nucleotide messenger RNA. Its product is annotated as clarin-3. The record is from RefSeq and is a predicted model, not a curated record. The coding region runs from base 55 to 750 and encodes 231 amino acids. Lineage: Eukaryota; Metazoa; Chordata; Actinopteri; Syngnathiformes; Syngnathidae. The transcript is spliced from 3 exons.